AUGGGCCCAGGAACCCUCAAUGACUCAGGAACGCCGGAGUUCCUGCUGCUGGGACUGUGGGCCCCACCUUCCCUGCGUCCCUUGCUCUGGGCCUCACUUCUCCUGGCCUACCUCGCCACGGUGUUGGGUAAUGGUGCCCUGGUGGGACUGAUAGCUCUGGACAGACGACUACACCGGCCCAUGUACCGCCUGCUGACCCACCUGGCCCUGCUGGACACGGCCUAUGUGAGCACCACGCUGCCGCAGGCACUGGCACACAUGGCCAUGCACCAUGCCCGCCUCUCCCUGGCACGCUGUGGGGCACAGCUGUAUGUGGGCAUCUCCCUGGGCAGCUGCGAGGCCAUCCUCUUGGCUGCCAUGGCCCUGGACCGGUGUCUGGCCGUGUGCAGACCCCUGCAUUACGCGACCCUGGUGACCACGCCCCGCUGCGCAGCGCUGGCUGGAGCAUCCUGGACGCUGGGCUUCGUCCUGUCUGUGCCCAAUGCGGUGGCGGCGCUGCGCCUGCCCUUCUGUCCCGGGAGGCCUGCCGUGGACCACUUCUUCUGUGAGCUGCCUGCGGUGCUGAGGACAGCGUGUGCAGACACCACAGCCAACUACAGGCUGGUCUAUGGCCUGGGCGUGCCCAUUCUCCUGGUACCCUUGGCCUUCAUCCUGGCCUCCUACGCCUUGAUUCUGGCUGCAGUGCGCAAGUUGCCUUCUGCUGGGAGUCGCCGAAAGGCCCUGUCUACCUGUAGCUCACACCUGGCGGUGGUAGGACUGUUCUAUGGCACGGUGAGCGCCAUGUACCUGCGGCCCCGAGCCUCUAGUUCUCUCCCCUCCAGACAUCAUAAGCUGGUGGCGGUUUUCUACCUUGUGGUCACACCUGUUCUCAAUCCACUCAUCUACAGCCUUCGAAAUCGUGAGGUUCACAUGGCAGCCCAGUAUGCCCUGGCCCGGCUCCGGGGGAUGAGCACUGCGCUGCGCUGA
Messenger RNA from Phodopus roborovskii (desert hamster), 966 nucleotides. RefSeq names its product olfactory receptor 2A1/2A42. Gene Ontology annotation, molecular function: G protein-coupled receptor activity; olfactory receptor activity. The record is from RefSeq and is a predicted model, not a curated record. Bases 1 to 966 code for a protein of 321 amino acids. The transcript has a single exon. Gene Ontology annotation, biological process: G protein-coupled receptor signaling pathway. Gene Ontology annotation, cellular component: membrane. NCBI's taxonomy places the organism in Eukaryota, Metazoa, Chordata, Mammalia, Rodentia, Cricetidae.